This is a messenger RNA of Odocoileus virginianus texanus, 630 nucleotides long. The record is from RefSeq and is a predicted model, not a curated record. Lineage: Eukaryota; Metazoa; Chordata; Mammalia; Artiodactyla; Cervidae.
AUGGACACCCAGCCGGUGCUCAUGAGCUGUGACUUUCUUCUCCCUCUCUCUCUGGCUGUGGCCUUGGAGGAAGUGGCCGGGGGUCUCCAGGGCUUGGUCAUCGAGCGCGUGGGACGGAGACCCCUCCUCAUUGGCGGCUUUGGGCUGAUGGCCCUCUUCUUUGGGAUCCUCACUAUUACGCUGACGCUGCAGGACCACGCGCCCUGGAUCCCUUACCUGAGUAUCGUGUGCAUUCUGGCCGUCAUCGCCGCCUUCUGCAGUGGGCCAGGUGGCAUUCCCUUCAUCCUGACCACCGAGUUCUUCCAGCAAGCCCAGCGGCCAGCUGCCUUCACCGUGGUGGGCACCAUCAACUGGCUCUCCAACUUUGCCGUCGGCCUCCUCUUCCCAUUCAUUCAGAAAAGUCUGGACACCUACUGUUUCCUGGUUUUUGCUGCAAUCUGCUUCACAGGUGCUCUCUAUUUGUAUUUUGUCCUGCCUGAGACCAAAAACAGAACCCAUGCAGAAAUCAGCCAGGCAUUCGCCAAAAGAAACAAGGCAUACCCACCAGAGGGGAAAACUGACUCAUCGGUAACUGAUGAUAAGACAAACAUUCAGCCUGACCCAGACUCCUCCUCUGCACUGGAGAAAUGA